UUAUUCUCUAUCCUAGCAGGAAAAGGGUCAGAGAAAACCUAGCUGUGUUACGGUUUCGACACAGGUUUUUCCUCGUGCCAUGUUAAAAAAACGAAAGAGUUUGGCGUGGAAGCAUUGUGCUAGUUCACGUGAUGAGCGUCGAAGCGGAUUAUCACUGUUGCACAUAAAACUCCUAGGCAUAACUGCAGAACACAGUCAGUAAGCGUACUGCAGACAACGUCUGGCGCGGACAUUCAUCGACGGUAUUACGACAUUUUAUUUGGAUUUGUGAAACAGCAUGCCAACACCGGCAGAUGAAAAGUGUUGCCUCGUUGAGGUUGUUGACAUCUACAGUGCUGCGAUGUCGACAUUGAACUUCUUUUUUCUUCUAAUCAUCACUGUGAUGGUGACUGCAAUAUUCCGGAGAUAUCGCAAGCAGUGUGGCUCGUCCACUGAUCCUGAAAGGGCACACAGGAAGGAAAACGGCAAUGGUGUUGCUGUGUCGGUCCAAAACGACACAUCUGGUCCUGGAUUUGACACUUUCUCACCUCUUCUGACAAGAUCGAGAGAGCCGCUUGACGAUGUUGCCAUUUCUAUCCCAUCACCUGCAGCAGAAAUCCAAAGUAAUUUGGAGCAUUUUCUUGUGAACCUAAGCAAUACUCAAGCCAAGGUACCGCAGCAGCGUCGUAGUGACGAGGCCAACGCAGUCUCAACAGGUGCGCAGCGGCCUAAAGAAAGACGAACCCCUAGCCUCCCGCGUAGUCCUGAUACUAAACACAAAGCGAUCAGGCAGGCCAAACCAACCAGCCAGGCUCAGAGCAUGAAGAUGGUCACCACUGAGCUGAAUAGCUCCAAGAAGUUCCAGAGGAGGAGCAAGGAAAGCCAAGAGCCCCGGCCGAACGAUUCGGAGCGGGAACCAGAGGAAGCAUGUAGGGGAGCAGCGGUAGUGAAUUCCAACCGUGGAACUAAAGCGAAUCGAGGCAACGAAUAUCAACUGACCGUUCUCGUCAAGGAUCCAGCUAGAGACACAUCGAAUCACCAGGAUCAUUCUCCGUAUUACCACAAGGUCAUGCAGGACGCAACAUGGCAGCAAGGAGACCGUGAUCCUGAAGAUGAGAUUGAGGAUCCAAACGAAGGCGGUGGAUUCCGUGAAGAAAGGAGCAUGAGUGAGACCUGGAACACAAAGACUACAGCUUAUGGCUUUCCAUUGAAGAUGACAACUGAGAAGAAUGCUGAAGCAACCAAGAAAACGAGACAACCCGUAGAUGACUACGAACAGGUAGCCCACAACCCUUUCCUGGAGAAGACACACAGUGUCGUGGUGGCUGCCGAAGAUGGAGGUGAAUACUCCAAACUCAACCGCAGAGAGAAAAUCACAGAGAACACCGCACGAGUCCCUACGGAGGGGUACGAUCACCUGUCCAACUCAGAGAAAGAAACUGCAACUCCUGUUUUGUAUGGCUUAGAGCAGUUGGAUACCUUAAAAGAACCCAAUUAAAUCUUAAGCCUACUCUACUGACUCCCUUGCUCACCAACCACCUACGUUAAUGCCUUUUCGACUCUACAUGAAGAUUCCAAAUGAUUUCAACGCCAGUCAGUCCUUCGGAGUACGUAUUUGAAAUUGAAUGAAAACGAAAGGACGGGUCCAUCAGGAAACGAGAUUUCCAAAUUAUAAAAAGUGAGCAUAGGACUGAAUGUCAUAUAAUGUGCGUGUAUAUUGUGCGAUGUUAGCUUCUUUACCCACCGUCUUACUACUACCGCAACAUUAUGAACCUUGCUGUAAAUAAAAUACCUUCAAAACCAAAUAACCCUUUACUUACUGUUGUAUUUAAGCAGGCGUGUAACUAUGUAACAUGCCAAGAUAUAGAAUGAGCGAUCGGAGUGGCACAUGAUAACGAGACUUUUGGUUUUAUGUAACAUUUUAUUAAAAUCACAUUGUCUUACUAGUUUGUAUCGACAAUAAUAGAAUUUUUUAAGGGACUUUCGCCUUAAAUAAAAUGAAAUUUUAUAUCAUAAAAUAAUGUAGAGUAAUCAUUAAUCAUUACUUAUUUUAGACAACAGACAGAUGUUACUUUUAAUUUCUUACCCACGUUAGGACAUUGUUUUAUUGUAAAAUAAUAAUGCAAAAUGGGUGUGGAUUUUCAGACAUUGUAUAAUGUUCUUAAACUUGACGUAAAGUCUCAGUUAGUACUGAAGACCAACUUGACAUAAUUCAGUUUGGUGUGCUGUCAUUUAAAAUUAAACGGAUAUAUCAUGUAGCACUUGUUUGGUUUUAAUUUGAAUAACCGGGAAAGAUUGAAGUAGAGCUUGUAAUAAGAAAUAAUUGGGUUCUUUCAUUGAAUUGACUGACAUUUUUUCACCUAUUCGAUGGAUUUGUGUUCCACAGAAGUUGAUAUUCUAGUUUCAUCCGUAAUUUGUACAUUUGUGAGUUUUUUUUUUAUAGAAAAUGGAUGACUAGAGAAAUUUAUGCCGGCACUGUCUCUCGUUUUGAGAUCUAAUUGUAGCUUUUUGGUAAAAUUCUUGACAAAAAUGUCGUUAACAUUCCUUUCAGAUAAUCGUACCAAUUCAAUAUUAAGCACUGGAAAUACGUUUGAUGCUACCAGAAUAGUCAACUUUUUCACCAAUGAAUAUUCUUCAAAUAAAUGAUGUAUAUAUCGAAAUUUGAACAUUUAUCAAAUUAAAGUUUUACAUAAAAAUAAUAAAACGAUUAAAUUUGUUGACUUCAUAUACAAAGACAGUAAUUAUUUUAAACGCUCCAAACAUUACCAUAAUUUAUACAGGAAUGUAAUGUUAACUUGUAACCUUUCGUAUGCUUACGAUAUGAGCCAUUUCGGUCUUCCCUCUGCGCAUGCACACUUCACAAUUUUAGAUUUUGUUCUUGGGGAUAAACAUUCGAGAUAAAUGGGUAAAAAAGUCAAGUCUACGGCCAUGAAUCUGAAGUGUAUGUUCAAUCCAAGGGCAAAAAGUACUAAGUAAUUUUUUUUAAAUGAAAUCAAAGGAAAAAAUUGUACACCUUUUCAGAAUUUUGUGAGUUCUUGAGAUCGAAAUGUUUUCCCUAUGUCGUUGGUUUGGCAUGUGCGAAAUCACACACAAUUGAUCUUCGCUAUCCCAUGGUUUUUUCAUUUGUGACCAUUAGAUGCCUUUGUGCGCAUGUGCAGUUGAAUACAUAACUUGCAUUUUGUGUCAACUUAAUAAUAUGAGACGAUCUUGAUAAAACUGUAGACAUACGAUUAACGUAUAUCAAAGAAUAACGAAUCUUUAAUUUUGGCCAGGUCAAUAGUAGCGAGUCCAUGUGCGUUUUAACUUACUUAUUGAAUUUAAGUUGACAAAUGACAAAUGGAAAUUGUAGUUUGCGGGAAGUUUUGUUAAAACAUGAGUGCAGCAUAAAAAAAUUCAAAACAGACUGAAAAUCAA
Acanthaster planci (crown-of-thorns starfish) is the source of this 3393-nucleotide messenger RNA. RefSeq lists its product as uncharacterized. Lineage: Eukaryota; Metazoa; Echinodermata; Asteroidea; Valvatida; Acanthasteridae. The record is from RefSeq and is a predicted model, not a curated record.